Molecule: messenger RNA, 244 nt
Organism: Didymodactylos carnosus
Lineage: Eukaryota; Metazoa; Rotifera; Eurotatoria; Philodinida; Philodinidae
Source: the annotation of a GenBank genome assembly
AUGCUUGGACGGGCACUUGGAUCUCAUCAUAUCAUGGAUGUCAUUCGUGAAGAAUUUCUACAGCGGUUGCUAGAGGAGCCCGAAAAAAAUGUGCAGACAUCUGUCUUGAACGAAAUGAUUGGUGUAGAUAUCAGCGAAGAACGGAUUCAAUUAGCACGUAGUAUGAAUCUAAUCGAUGACGGAUUAGUAAGCAAUUCGAAAACACUCGAAAAAAUUCAUCAAUUGACUGAUGGGAAUGGCUGUG